Amaranthus tricolor (Joseph's coat) is the source of this 2330-nucleotide messenger RNA. RefSeq names its product factor of DNA methylation 1-like. The record is from RefSeq and is a predicted model, not a curated record. Gene Ontology annotation, biological process: gene silencing by siRNA-directed DNA methylation. The transcript has 8 exons. Bases 162 to 2051 code for a protein of 629 amino acids. NCBI's taxonomy places the organism in Eukaryota, Viridiplantae, Streptophyta, Magnoliopsida, Caryophyllales, Amaranthaceae.
AGAAGAAUAAAAAAGUACUAAAUUCUUCAUUGCGUUUUGUGUUGUGAAUUGGAGGAGCAGUGCAUAGAAAAGACACACACUCAAGCUCUGACCAUCUUCUCACCAUUUCCGAAACACUCUUCCCCUAUCUCCAUUGAUUCCUGCUCUUCAAAAGGAACUUGAUGGAGAACAGUUCGGGUGAAGAAUCCGGUAUCAGUGAUUCAGAAAUUGAGGAGUAUGUAGAGAAACCGUAUAAAGAAUUGCAAACUGGACAAUACAAGGUGAAGAAUGCAAAUGGCACCCUUAGAUGCCCAUUCUGUGCAGGAAAGAAGAAACAGGCGUAUGGGUUUAAGGACCUAUAUCAGCAUGCAUCUGGCGUUGCCAAGGGUGCUUCGCAUCGAAGUGCUAAACAAAAAGCUACCCAUCUUGCAUUAGCGAAAUAUUUGGAGAUUGAUUUAGGUUUUGGCGCUGCACAACCUACAGCUGAAGUGGAACCUCAAGCAAGUGAGAAGAAAGAGGAGCUCUAUUGCUGGCCGUGGAUCGGUGUUGUUGUCAAUAUUACGAAAGAUGAGCAAACUGGAAAACAAUUGACCGAUGGGGGGUUCUGGAUGAAAACUUUUUCCAAGUAUAAGCCUCUGGGAGUCGAAGUUUUUCAUGAUGAAGUAGACCAAACAGCGCAAGCUGUGGUUCACUUUGAGAAGGAGUGGAAUGGUUUUAAAAAUGCAGUGGAUUUUGAGAAGUCAUUUGAAGCUGGUCGUCACAGCAAAAAAGAGUGGAUUACCAGCAAAACUAAUCUCGGUGCUGGUAUCUACGGAUGGUUUGCGCGUGCGGAUGAUUAUCGUGCAGAGGGCCAGAUGGGAGAAUACCUUCGCAAGAAUCGAGAACUCAAGACUCUUUCAGAAGUUAUGGAAAGGGGAAAGCAAGAUAAUGAUGUUGUCAACUUGACUAAUGAGAUUGACAUGAAGAACCAGAAUUUGGAUGAAAUGCAAUCAAAGGUCAACGAGAAGGCUAUGUCCUUGAGCCGAAUGCUUGAAGAGAAAGACUAUCUCCACCAAGCAUUUUAUGAAGAAACCCGGAAGAUGCAGCGCAUUGCUCGGGAUCAUGUUCAAAGGAUAUUAGCAGAGCAAGAAAAGAUGAAUCAUGAAUUAGAGUCGAAAAAAAGACAGCUUGAUUGGCGUACCAGAGAAUUAAGCAAACGUGAAGUCUUAACUGAACGUGAAAGGCAAAAGCUUGAGGAGGAGAAGCUGCAGAAUGAUGAAAGAAAUAAUUCGCUGCAAAUGGCUUCUGCGGAGCAAAAAAAAUCAGAUGAAAAUGUGCUGAGGCUUGUUGAAGAACAAAAGAGAGAGAAAGAGGAGGCACUGAAGAAGAUUCUUCACUUAGAAAAAGAGCUGGAUGCUAGGCAGAAGUUGCAGUUGGAGAUCGCGGAGUUAAAAGGAAAAUUAGAAGUGAUGAAGCAUCUUGGAGAUGAAGAUGAUGAAGCAGUCCAGCGGAAGAUGAAGGAGAUGAAUGAAGAAUUGAAUCAGAAGAUUGAAGAUAUGAACCAUCUUGAAACAAUGAAUCAAACACUUAUGAUCAGGGAAAGGCAAAGCAAUGAUGAAUUGCAAGAAGCUCGGAAUGUGUUAAUUUCAGCUCUGUUGGACAUCUUGCAAAGCAAUCGCACAAAUAUUGGAAUAAAGAGAAUGGGGGAGAUUGACGAGAAGGCUUUUGUUGCUGAGUGCAAGAAAAGAUUCACAUUGGAUGAGGCCAUGAUAAAGGCAAGCGAGGGUUGCUCUCUGUGGCAAGAGAAUUUGAAAGAUCCUGCGUGGCAUCCUUACAAAAUUAUUGAAAGUGAUGGGAAAGCUGAGGAGAUAAUAAAUGAGGACGAUGAGAAAUUGAAGAAGCUUACGGCGGAAUGGGGCGAUGAAGUAUACAAAACAGUUACAGUGGCCUUGCUGGAAAUCAAUGAAUAUAAUCCGAGUGGAAGAUAUGUUGUGAACGAGCUUUGGAACUACAAGGAAGGACGAAAGGCUACUGUGAAGGAGGUGGUCAAUUAUAUCUUCAAGAAUCUAAAGACCCAAAAAAGGAAGAGGUGAAUUUGCUCUUUAGGAUUCAGCAAACAAGUGUUUCCCAGAAAAUUCAAAUCCCUGUCCUGUCUUCAAUUGCUUUUCUUUAACCUCAAUAGAAAAUUAAGAGCGACCAAAUUCGCCUAUUUCGUGCCAAGCUAGACACUGCAACUUUGUGUAAUGUAAACUCUAAACAUAAUGGCCUAUCAUCUUGACUGUUAUAUGCACUUGUUCUGCCUACAUCUGCCGAUAUUCUGCUAAUUUGUGUGAUGAUUUGAUUGACAAGAGGAGAUUAUUUCUUGCAUUCAA